This is a messenger RNA of Mesoplodon densirostris (Blainville's beaked whale), 1551 nucleotides long. RefSeq names its product transmembrane protein 121B (gene TMEM121B). The record is from RefSeq and is a predicted model, not a curated record. The coding region runs from base 1 to 1551 and encodes 516 amino acids. The transcript has a single exon. Lineage: Eukaryota; Metazoa; Chordata; Mammalia; Artiodactyla; Ziphiidae.
AUGCGCCCCGCGCCCGGCGCCCCCCGCGCGGCCCCGCCCCCCGCCCGGCUGCAGCCCCGGUUCCCGCGCGGCCGGAGCGGCUCGGGCAGCAGCAGCAGCGGCGGCAGCGGCGGCGACACCGGCAGCGACAGCGGCAGCAGCAGCAGCGCGGGCGCCGAGCGGGAGGACGACGACGAGAGCGCCAGCAUCAGCAGGCCGCUGGUGCCCGCCGGGCCCCCGGGGAGCGCCGCCGCCUCCUGCGCCUCCACGCCCACCUCCCCGCGUAGCAUGACCGCCGCCGACCUGGGCGCGGGCGCCGUGGCCGGAGCCGUCGGGGGCGCGGGCGGCGCCAGCCCCGGCCCCUCCUGCCGUUCGUGUUGCUGCUGCUGCGGUCGCCGGGCUCGGCCGGGCCGCGGGGGUGGGCGCCGCGGCUGCGCCCCCGGCCCGGGCUGCCGCUGGGGCUACCAGGCGCUGUCCGUGGCGCUGCUGCUGGCGCAGGGCGGCCUGCUGGACGUGUACCUUAUCGCUGUCACCGACCUGUACUGGUGCUCCUGGGUGGCCACCGACCUGGUGGUCGCGGCGGGCUGGGCCAUCUUCUUCGCCAAGAACAGCCGGGGCCGUCGGGGCGCCGCGCACACCCACCACCCGCACCACCCGCACGCCGCGCCCCUGCACCUGCCCGUCGCCCCCGCCGCCGCUGCCGGGGCUGCGGGAGCCAAGGCGCGCGGCGGCCGCGGGGGCGCGGGCGGCCCGGGGUCGGCGGGGGCGGCCGGCGCGGCCGGCGAGUUCGCCUUCGCCUACCUGGCCUGGCUCAUCUACUCCAUCGCCUUCACGCCCAAGGUGGUGCUCAUCCUGGGCACGUCCAUCCUGGACCUCAUCGAGCUGCGCGCGCCCUUCGGCACCACGGGCUUCCGCCUCACCCUGGCGCUGUCGGCGCCGCUGCUCUACUGCCUGGUGCGGGCCAUCGGCGAGGCGGGCGCCACCCCCGGCUCCGCGGGCCCCCUGCUCCUGCAGCCCCAGCGGCACCGCGCCGCCGGCUGCUUCCUGGGCACGUGCCUGGACCUGCUGGACAGCUCCGCCCUGGUGGAGCUGAUGCUGGACGGCCGCGCGCCGCUGCCCGCGCACCUGCGCUACCUGCUCCUCGCCGCCUACUUCCUCGCGCUCGCCUCGCCGGUGCUCUGGCUCCACGAGCUCCACGCCGCUGCCGCCUCGCCCCGGGGCCGGGCCUCGCGGCCGGGAGGUUGCAGCCGCCUGCUGCGCCUGCUGGGCGGCUGCCUCGUGGACGUACCCUUGCUGGCGCUGCGCUGCCUGCUGGCCGUGAGCUACCGGCAACCGCUCUCCGUCUUCAUGCUCAAGAACCUCUUCUUCCUCGGCUGCCGCGGCCUGGAGGCCCUGGAGGGCUGCUGGGACAGGGAGUCCCCGGCGUCCCCGAGUUGGGCCCGGGCGGGCUACGGCGCUCCGCCCUCCGCCCCGUCGGCGCCGGGAGUCCCCCAGCUGGGCCACUGCAUCUCGGAGGACGAGGGGUGUGCCCACGGCUAUGUCAACACCCUGGCUGUGGCUUCCCAAAACUGA